GAUUGUGUCGCGCGGUGGAGGGAUUGAGGUGGUGCGUAGUCGAUCAGUGAGCCCGCGCCCAACUGGGGCAGUGGCUCACAUACUGACCAACGGCAUGGCGACCGUCUGCAUUGGCGACAAGAUAAAGGACUUCAAGGUCUUAACGCUCCUGGGGAAGGGUUCAUUUGCAUGCGUUUAUAGAGCAAAAUCUGUGAGCACUGGAUUGGAGGUAGCGAUAAAAAUGAUUGACAAAAAGGCCAUGCACAAAGUAGGAAUGGUGCAAAGAGUCCGCAAUGAAGUGGAGAUUCACUGUCAGUUGAAGCAUCCCUCUAUAUUGGAGCUUUACAAUUAUUUUGAAGACAACAAUUAUGUCUAUUUAGUGUUGGAGAUGUGUCACAAUGGCGAGAUGAGCAGAUACUUAAAGAACAGGAAAGCUACUUUCUCGGAAGAUGAAGCUCGACACUUCAUGCAUCAUAUUGUUACUGGAAUGCUAUAUCUCCACUCACAUGGUAUACUGCAUCGGGAUCUCACUCUUUCCAACCUUCUACUUACAAGUGAUAUGAACAUAAAGAUCGCUGAUUUUGGAUUAGCAGCACAGCUGAAAAUGCCAAACGAAAAGCAUUUCACCAUGUGUGGCACUCCCAAUUACAUUGCACCAGAGAUCGCAACACAUAGUGCUCAUGGCCUUGAAUCUGACGUGUGGUCUCUUGGGUGCAUGUUUUAUACCUUCCUGGUGGGAAAGCCACCAUUUGACACUGACACAGUUAAAAAUACAUUGAACAAAGUGAUGCUGGCAGAUUAUGAAAUGCCAACAUUUAUUUCAAAUGAAGCUCGAGAUCUAAUCUACCAGUUGCUUCGAAAAAAUCCAGCAGACCGUAUCAGUCUUUCUGGUGUAUUAGACCAUUCGUUCAUGAUGAAGUGCCCUUCAUCUAGAAGUAAAAAUUCAGAAACUGUAGAGGAUUCAAUGGAUAGUGGGCAUGCCACAAUUUCAACUGGAUUUACCACUGGAACAGGAUCCUGUAGUGCUAGUACAAUGGGACGCUUGCAUCAAAAGACUAAACAAGUAAUAGGACAGUUUCUUCCAAACAAAAUGGCAGUCAUUACCUCACACAAUAGACUUAUCAAUGAUACUUCAUCCAUGGAAGGUAGUACAGUCUUUAGUGAGAGAAGUGUACAAAAUUCUGAAAUUCUCAGAGGUGGCAGGGGGAAAACUAUGCAACAUGCAGAGGAAGAACGACCCCACUCUAGAUGGCUUCGCAGAGCACACUCCACUGAUCGUUCUGGUACCUUUCAAAGCCUGGACCCAGAAAAGCCCAAUAGUAUUUUGGAGCGAUGUCACUCUGUUGAUGCAUUGACAAAGUCUGCCAGACCUGGAAUGUACAGUCCUGCAAAUUUGUAUGGAGAUGGUUACACAGAUAGUCAGCAGUUCAGUAGAGAUGGUUUAGGUGUUGCUGGCUCACAUGAUAAACCCACCAUAUCUCCACCUGUCAAGCAGACAGCAAACCCAAAUUUUGCUUAUCAGCCUGUGUGCAGUGGGCCAUUCUUGGAGCAGACGUCGCAGAUUGGUACAACACAACACUGGUUUGAAAAUGCUCCAUUCAAAAAUACAGUGGAUGUUAGUGCCACAAGUAGCCCUAGUGGAAGUUUCCACAUUGGAAGAAAGCAGCAGAUUAUGAAUGAAGUAGUAUCAGCAAAUGCGUGGGAAAAAAAUCCGAGCAACAAAAUAAAAAGUGAUGCUUUUUAUGAAGAGAACUGCUGCAAAAAACAGAUUGGAGUUCAGAAAUGUGAUGGGAUUUUUUUACCAUCUGGAUGGGGUUCUGCAAAAGGGGAUGACAGGCAAGCAGACAUACAGUAUAACUGUCGUCAAGUUUUGAAACAACACAGCUUCAUACAAGAGGAAAGACGACCUACUGAGAAUCAGAUGAGGACAUUACAAGAGUUGGUGUCACCGUUGAGGGCCCACAGACUUAAAGCAAUCCGUCAGAAAACCAAAAAUGCAGUGGUGAGUAUUCUCGACUCAGAAGAAGUAUGUAUGGAACUUCUAAAAGGAAGCAGCGUUCAAGAGCAUGUAAAGGAGGUACUUAGAAUAUCUUCUGAUGGAAGCACGAUCCAUAUUUAUCACCCAAAUGAGGGAAGAGGCUUCCCAUUAGAAGACAGACCUCCACCUCCACCAGAAGAUGUAUUUGUUUACAGUUUUGACAACUUGCCAGAAAAAUACUGGAAGAAAUAUCAAUAUGCAUCUAAGUUUGUCCAUUUGGUGAGAUCCAAAACCCCAAAGAUUACACUGUACACUAAAUAUGCCAAAUGCAUGCUGAUGGAGAAUAGCCCACAAGCUGAUGUUGAAGUCUGCUUUUAUGAUGGAGCCAAAAUUAACAAGACAUCAGAGUUUCUUCGAAUCAUAGAGAAGUCUGGGAAAUCACACACACUCAAAGGAGCAAAAAUGAAUGGACCAAGUGAAGUAGUGAAUUCUUAUGUGGAACAUGCACACGAGGCUCAUCAGACUUGCCUUGAUCUGGAAUCAAUUAUUGCUGUACAAGAAGAAAGGAAGGAAAAGCGGGUGUCAUUUUUUCCAAUAAUCAUUGGAAGACGGCCAUCCAAUAUCGAUCCAAUGCUGUCCCCAACUCCUUCAGUGGACCCAAAAUCUGCAGCAGAGGAGCAACCGUUGAUCCAGCAUAUCUCUUCUAGCCAGGCUGCAAGCAGCAGUCCCUCUACUGUGGUAUCUCCAAGUCCAGGACAGGUGCUGAAAUCUGUAUUUGUACCCAACGUUGGCUGGGCUUCCCAGCUAAUCAGUGGUGAAGUCUGGGUUCAAUUUAAUGAUGGUUCCCAGCUCCUGGUGCAAGCUGGAGUCGCAUCUGUUGUUUACACAUCUCCUCAGGGCCAGGCGGUCAGGUAUGGGCAAAAUGAGAAGAUUCCUGACCAUGUGAAAGAGAAGCUACAGUGCCUCUCUUCAAUCCUUGGAUUGUUGGCAAAUCAAACAAACCAACAUAGAAUCCAGUGAAGCAAGCUCAUCUGCUGUAAUGUGAAGUCAGAAGUUUGGCAAUAUUCUCUUCUGUUAUCCUGCGUAAUGCUGUUUACCCUUUUCUAAAAGUAGUUUGGAACUUGUGUUGCUGAGUAACAAUAACUAACCAAGCCCAAACUGAAAAAUGUUAUAAAACAAAGAUGGUAGAUCUCAAUGUAGCAAAGUGUAAAUAUUGAACCAAUUAUGUAAAUAUUUUGUAUAUUUUGUAAUACUUAAUGUACAUGAAAGAUUUUUAUUUUUUCUAUUGCUCAUUUAAAAGUAUUUUUGAGUGACUAUCAAUGCAGUGUUAAAACAGUUGAAAUGGCAGAUUGUUGAGUUGUAUUUAUCUGCUUUAUGUAUAAAAGGGAUUUAUACCAAUUAUAUAAACUUGUAAAUGAACUUCUGUUUUUGUAAGAUAAUUUUAUAUAGAUAU
This is a messenger RNA of Carcharodon carcharias (great white shark), 3410 nucleotides long. It is a transcript of the gene plk4, whose product is annotated as polo-like kinase 4 (Drosophila). Bases 95 to 2977 code for a protein of 960 amino acids. Gene Ontology annotation, biological process: protein phosphorylation. The transcript has 16 exons. Lineage: Eukaryota; Metazoa; Chordata; Chondrichthyes; Lamniformes; Lamnidae. The record is from RefSeq and is a predicted model, not a curated record. Gene Ontology annotation, molecular function: protein binding; ATP binding; protein kinase activity.